This is a messenger RNA of Mucor mucedo, 666 nucleotides long. RefSeq lists its product as uncharacterized. Lineage: Eukaryota; Fungi; Mucoromycota; Mucoromycetes; Mucorales; Mucoraceae. The coding region runs from base 1 to 666 and encodes 221 amino acids. The record is from RefSeq and is a predicted model, not a curated record. Gene Ontology annotation, molecular function: crossed form four-way junction DNA binding; flap-structured DNA binding; DNA endonuclease activity. The transcript is spliced from 2 exons. Gene Ontology annotation, cellular component: mitochondrion.
AUGUUAAAACGGUUUUCUGAAGUCUUAACAGCACACAAGGUCGUACAACUUCGACAACUGGCGAUACAAAGUGGAAUAUUAUCAUCAGGAAACAAGAGUCAACUCGUACAACGUCUCGCUCACCAUUUUGAAUCAGAACCUGAGGACACUUGCGCCUCUGUUCUGUCAUUUGACUUAGGAUAUCGCAAUUUUGCCUUUUGUCAUAUAAACAAGGAUGCCGAAAUAGUUGACUGGGCCCUUGUUGAUUUUGACUUGCCGUCCUUCCAUCCUUCUGUUACCGCACCCGUCAUUCGACAAUUCAUUAAAGAUCGAAUUCAGGACCACUUAAAGGUCGCUGAUAAAGUUUUGAUAGAACAACAGCGAGCACGUUCAAAUGGCUCCAUAAGUAUUUUAGAACCUAUCUUACGGGUCAAUUCAAUUGAAGCUAUUUUGUGGGGAGGAUUAUACGAAGCGACUGAAAGAAUCAAUCGUCCACAACUUACGAUGAAACCCGUUCUUGGACAAGCUGUCAACUCCCUUUGGCAACCAGAAUUAGAUCAGGUUAUUGCAAAUAAUCCCGAACGUUUCAAUAAGAUAAAAGAAGGGUAUUACCACAAGAAGCAAGUUAGCACUUUGCUAGUUCAGUAUUGGCUUGAUACCAACACCGUCAUUAAAUCGAUUGCUUAA